CUUCUCUCUCUCUCUCUCUCUGUCUCAGAGCCUUAGUGUGGCAUACUGGAUUGAGUUCACCCGUGAAGCUGCCCGCGCCCGUGCCACCCUGUGCAGCAAGAAGGAGAUUAUUAUGAUCAUCAAUCUCAGAUUAUAAUUUCUGGGCAGGAUAAGUGAGCCAACUCUAUCUCCAUUGGAAUAAUCGGAAUCAGAAUCGGAAUCAAGACUUGGAAUCGGACUAUUUGGAGUUCUGAUCUAAUUGGACUUGGGUUGGAGUCGGAUGUGCUGAGGAGGUGUGUUUGUGUAAAGAUGAGCUCGUCGUCUGCUGUGUGGUGUCUCGUGCUACUCGCUACCAGCCUCUCAGUUGGCCACGCGUUGCGCUGCUACCGCUGUCAUGGCUACAGCACAGUCAACUGUCAGAAUGAGCAGGAGUGCAGCUACGAAGACUCCUGUCUGUCCCUGAGCGAGAAAGGUGGCAAGACCAUCCGCCGCUGCAUCCGCUACACAGACUGUGACAACCUGCGUCUGACUCAGAUGUUCCCCUCAGUAGACGGCUUCAACUACCGCUGCUGCAGUAGCAACCUGUGCAACAGUGCCGCCCUGGGGGCCCGGAGUGCACCUGUGCUCCUCAUGGGGGCCCUCUCCCUCCUGCUCUGCUGCUGGCUACUGUGAGGCACUGUAAAAAAUGAAAAGUUCCCUGAAGAGCCCUCUGUUGGCCACUGUGGGGGAAACCCACACACAAAAAAACCUUUUCCGAGCAACCUAAAAGUUCACAGAAGAACCCAUAGAUGAUAAAUUGGUUCUUUGAAGGUUUUCUUGAAGCUUCCUCAGAGAACCAAGGAACCUUAAUUGCCCUUUGAAGGAUCUUCUAUUCUUCCACCUUGCGGUUCUUCCCAGAAAGUUAGCGGUUCCCCCACAGUGCUACUGAAGGCUCUUUGUGGAAUUUUUACUUUUUUUUACAGUUUGGAACACCGGAGCACUGGAACUAGCUCCUCAAUGGACGUCUGUGCUGCUAGAACAGAAUGCACUGAGUCAGUCGCCAUUGCGCUUUGGGCUCUCGGUGUUGCAUCAUGUGUGAUUGGCACUGAGGGUAGUGCAUGGUUGUAUCCUAAAUAUCCACUUGUUGACUGCUCCCUACGUUUUGAUCCCUACAUAGUGUCUUAUGUAAGGAAUGGGUUAACAUGUCUGAUUCAGCCCAAUACAUGUGCGAUUGGCCCUGAGCAUAGUCCAUUUGUGACUGCAGAGAUAUCUGUGUGGUGUCAUGCUAGGUCAUGACUUGGUAACAUUUUCUAUGAAGUUUGUAUGAAUUAAGACUAAACACAUUCAUAAAGGCUUAUGAGCUUAAUAAUAGUGGUUGAAACAAACGUUAAUAACUGUUUAUGCAUGCUCAUGACUGCACUCAUAAUUGUGCACUAUAUUAGCAUGCCUGUCACUUGAAUUGGAUUUAUGUGUAUAAAUAGUUACUUAAUGAUUCAUUAAUUAUUAUGAGCCUUUAUGAAUGUCUUUGUAAAUGUUUGGUCAUAAGGAUGAUUAUUAAACUUCGUGGAAAGUUUUACGUCCAUACCAUCUAUCUUAUUUCAAAGCUCAUAUUGUCAAAAGGAAAACUAACAUUGUUCAGUGAUUUCAAUAUUAUUGUAACUAUAUGCACCAUUGAUGAUAAUUUUAGCUUUUGUCAUAAGUUUAACAUGUGGGUUUUUUUCAGCACACCUCUGCUGGUAGGUGCACAGGAGAUGGCCCAUAGGUCACUCAUCAGAAAAUUUGAACACAGAUCAUUUCGCUAUUUGCAUUUCAGUCCUAGACCUUCAUCCAUCGGGUAAAUGUACCUGAUGAAGGCCUAGGACAGAAACGUUGUGUACGAAAGAAAACAGCGAAAUGAUCAGUGUGCAGACGUCCCCCCCCAAAUUGUCUGAUGAGCUAUUAUCAUAAGAACAUGGACUAUUUCUGAUAAUGAAGCCAUUUAAUUUCAUUAAAACAACUAACGCUGAAAAAUCGUAGCCAUUCAUGGUGUGGUACUGUUUGUUCAAGACAUUGUAAAUAACAGAAUAAAAAAAAGAUUAUUUGUAAGAACAAUUAUGUGGUGAUAUGUCUGCAUUCUCAUGACUAUAUAGCCUUCUAGCUGCACACAAUUCUCUGUGAUCUUGCAUUUACCCACUCAAUGUGAGUUCAAGUCAAUAUCGUUCCUCCAGUCGCUUCCUACGUCCUCCGGCCUCGUGCCCCUGUGUCGCCCCUCCUCCCUCCCCUGUAGGUAACAAAGAAGGAAUUAAAGCAAAACGGUGGACAUUUUUGGAAAUAAGAUUAUUUCAUAAUUAAAUGUUUGAGUUGUACCGUUCUCCUGUACUUUUACGUUCUCUGAGUAUGGCAGUGCAAAUUGAGAAUGAGGAGUCUCUACAACUGAAAUCCUUUUUGUGCAUUUUCCCAUAACAGAACUGCAUUUGACCAUUGAGAUCAUUUGGACAGACACAAACAGGCAGAGUCAGUCUGAAGAAGACUUCAAUGAUCGAAACGUACAAACCCCAACUCCGGUGAAGUU
Engraulis encrasicolus (European anchovy) is the source of this 2509-nucleotide messenger RNA. RefSeq names its product CD59 molecule (CD59 blood group) (gene cd59b). The record is from RefSeq and is a predicted model, not a curated record. Lineage: Eukaryota; Metazoa; Chordata; Actinopteri; Clupeiformes; Engraulidae. The transcript has 3 exons. The coding region runs from base 289 to 651 and encodes 120 amino acids.